Lingula anatina is the source of this 772-nucleotide messenger RNA. RefSeq names its product zymogen granule membrane protein 16-like. The record is from RefSeq and is a predicted model, not a curated record. Lineage: Eukaryota; Metazoa; Brachiopoda; Lingulata; Lingulida; Lingulidae.
ACCACACGCUUCAAACAUGAGAGAACAAAAAAGCAACAUAAUUUCCGUUUUACUUCUGGCAAUCCUGUUGCUUUAUACCGGUUUGGUCUGUUCCAAAACGUCUGAAGGAAGGUAUCAUGUCUUCAAAAAUUCUCGAUUUGACGGAAAUAUUAUUAAAACACUUACUUCGUGGUCAAUGACGCAGUGCACUGUAAAGUGUAGUGGAACGCCGGACUGCUACGGAGUGAACUAUAAUUCUGCCUCCCACGAGUGUGAACUUUAUAGUAAUGUGGGACCGCACCAUCUCGAAGGUGGUUUAUCUACGUGGUCAAAUGGAGUCCGAGAAAUAUGCGAUGUGCCUUACGGACCUUUCGGUGGUGCUGGUGGUAACAGGUUCAGUGACCUUGAUUACGCGUACAAAGGUCACAUUACCGGGUUUGAUCUCCAAUAUGGUCAUGAUGGUAUAUAUAGUAUCCGUUUUGUAUAUGGCGGCGUUGGAACAUCGAUACGCGGACAGACUCCAGGGACUCCAGUCAGCGUCGUUCUUUCAAAUAACGAGUUCAUCCAUACCGUGAGGGUUACGGAAUAUCAAGGUGUAUACUUACUUGUUGGGAGUAUCGCCUUGGUGACGAACACCGCGUGCUAUGGACCAUACGGCAUAGAGACGUCACCGGUNUCUGGAAAAAGAAUAUUCUUUGCAAUUUUUAAUGUGAUGGUUAAUUUCGUGCAUUUGAAUGGUUAUAAUGCCUAUAAUACCAAAUGUGUACAAUUGUUAUCAAUGGUGGAUAAGUAA